AUGAGUGACGAAGAUAAUACUGAGAUACAAAUGAUAGUAGAUAAAAAAUCUCGCUUUAGUCGUUAUCGUACUCGAAUUCGAGAAAGAAAUCAGCUUGAUAUAAUGGAAAUGAUGACAACUGAUGAUUUGAACGAAACACCAGAAGAUGAAGCAUGUGCCUUUGAUCAACGGAUGCUUCUCGAUGAUGGCAUAACAUCAACAUUGAAACAUGAUGAAUAUAAUCCAGCAUCAGAUUCAAUUUUAAAGGAAGCAACUAAACAACAUUCAUCGGAAAGACAUAAUGAUAAUGAUAAUAAUUAUGAAGAUGAAGUUGAUGAUUUGUAUCGAUUCUAUAACGAUCGUAAUAAUAUAGGAGAUGAUAAUGAUGGAGAUAAAGCUGAUGAUGAUGAACAUGAUGAAGAUGAAUAUGAAGAUGAAGAUGAAAGUGAAGAUGAUGGUAUUGAGGAAAGUCCGGAUUUUCAAAACAACUUCUAUGACAAUUAUUUCGAAAAUGAAAGAUUGCCUGAUGCUACUGAAUUGUCUGUAAUGUUAUUUUUUACUUGGAAAAGACAUAACAUAAGUAAAGCUGCUGCAAAUGACAUAUGUCGUAUCAUCAACAUGUUCAAUAUUCCAAACAUGCCCAAAGAUUUUCGUGCAGUAAUGAGACAUUUAAAAAAAAAUAAUCCAACAUUACUCGAAGGAAAUCACUUUUUUAUUUGUCCUUCAUGCGGCAAUAAAUGUGGAAAUGCUUCAAAAUGUAAUUUGACUAGAUGUCAGUCAUCGAAUUCUCUUGUACGAACUCCAACAUCAGUUGUCGUUUUUCCUUUAGCACCACAAAUUUGUUCAAUUCUUGAACGAGAAAGUCUUAUCAUGCCAACUUAUGAAUCAAAUCAAUGUGACGAUUUAUCAAACUCUCAACGUGCUCAGGAAGUAGCAAGAAAAGAAAAGCAAAAUAAUCCUGCCAGAAAUAAUGUAACUCUCACGUUGAACACUGACGGAGUCCUUCUAAAACGAAUAUCUCGAUCGUUAUGGAUUACAUGUGCUUGUAUAAAUGAGUUGCCUCGAAAAAAACGUUACGAUAUCAACAAUAUUCUAAUAUGUUCUAUAUCUACUGGAGAUGAAAAACCGAAGAAAGAUGAAUAUUCAACAAUAUUACAAGAUAUUGUGAAUGAGUUAAAAUUUCUUGAACAAGUUGGUUUUGAUGUUUUACUUCCAUCAACUGUCAAAACUCAUAAUAGAACUUACACACAUUUCCAUGCUUUCACUAUUGCAGCAGUGUGCGAUAAACCCGCACAAGCAAUCAUGAUGAAUAUUAAAGAUCCUACAGGAUUCUUCAGCUGUGGUUGGUGUUGUAUACCAGGUUAG
Rotaria sp. Silwood1 is the source of this 1344-nucleotide messenger RNA. The record is from the annotation of a GenBank genome assembly. NCBI's taxonomy places the organism in Eukaryota, Metazoa, Rotifera, Eurotatoria, Philodinida, Philodinidae.